AUGAUACUAUCACCAGGUGGUAUAUCCCUAGUGCGUGGGAGGUUCUUUUCCACAGGGCGAGUUCUCCAGCAUGACAAUCCCCUGGGACUCCCACGCUCUGGCACACCACCAUCUUUUCCUCGACGGCGUGGACUGCCUGAGAAGCGCAAGAUCCGAGAUGUCAAGAAAGUGGUUGCUGUUUCCUCGGCCAAGGGAGGGGUGGGCAAGUCGACUCUCGCGGUAAAUCUCGCCCUCUCCUUUGCUCGCCGCGGUAUCCGGACUGGAAUACUCGACACAGAUAUCUUUGGCCCAUCUAUCCCAACCCUCUUGAAUCUAUCAGGCGAACCUCGCCUAGACGAAAAUAACUGCCUCCUCCCACUAACAAACUACGGCCUCAAGUCCAUGUCAAUGGGUUACCUCCUCCCUCAAACACAAUCCGACAACCCAACCGCCGAAGCACCUAUGGACACAACUCCGAUCUCUUGGCGCGGGCUAAUGGUGACGAAAGCGAUGCACCAGCUGCUACAUUCCGUCUCGUGGGGCCCGCUUGAUGUCCUCGUUCUGGAUCUUCCACCAGGAACAGGCGACGUCCAGCUCACCAUCAACCAAGAAGUCAUCAUCGACGGGGCUGUGAUCGUAACGACGCCACAAGACAUCGCGCUGCGAGAUGCCGUGCGCGGGUUCGGCAUGUUCCAGCGCAUGGAUGUGCCCGUGCUCGGGAUGGUUCGGAAUAUGGCCUAUUUCGCGUGUCCGCAGUGCGGGCAUCAGACUCGAAUCUUUUCGCACGGUGAGCAUAGCGGUCAUGCGCAUGCAGAGGACCGUGGUGUGGUGGCCGAGUGCAGGCGGUUAGGUGUGGAUUUUCUCGGUGAUAUUCCGCUUGAUGCACAGGUGUGCGAAGAUGCAGAUCGUGGAAUGCCCACUGUUGUGGCGGAGGAGUCGGCCGAGCGUAGUGUGCGACGCCAGGCUUUUAUGGAUGUUGCGGAGCAGGUGGCCCGGAAGAUUGGUCUAGAAUGGCGCUGA
This is a messenger RNA of Penicillium lagena, 999 nucleotides long. RefSeq names its product Mrp/NBP35 family ATP-binding protein. Gene Ontology annotation, biological process: iron-sulfur cluster assembly; mitochondrial respiratory chain complex I assembly. The transcript has 4 exons. Lineage: Eukaryota; Fungi; Ascomycota; Eurotiomycetes; Eurotiales; Aspergillaceae. The record is from RefSeq and is a predicted model, not a curated record. Bases 1 to 999 code for a protein of 332 amino acids. Gene Ontology annotation, cellular component: mitochondrion. Gene Ontology annotation, molecular function: 4 iron, 4 sulfur cluster binding; ATP binding; ATP-dependent FeS chaperone activity.